Molecule: messenger RNA, 4552 nt
Organism: Lactuca virosa
Lineage: Eukaryota; Viridiplantae; Streptophyta; Magnoliopsida; Asterales; Asteraceae
Source: the annotation of a GenBank genome assembly
GAUUGUUUUUGUUAAAAAUCCCCAAAAUUGAUUUUAGGGCUUUAUCCUAGUUCCUGUAAUAUACUGAUUCCUUUCAAUCCGUCUAUAGAUAGUAAAAAGGCGGGAAACGAGCCCUAAUCGAGCGUGUAUCCUUGCAAUCUCCAUUACAAUUUCCCAAACAUUUCCUUCGUGGCUACAUCUCUCUCUAACCCCAAAAUCCCACAAUUUGAAGAAAACGUGGAAGUUUCUAAAACCCUAAAUUGAGCUGAUUGGAUGGAGAUCUCCUCCAAUUCGGAGACCAAACUCCCUGUUCGUCGGCGAUUGAUUCAAUCGACACUGGUCCCGCACAAGUCUCAAGACAAUGUCGUCAGUGUAAACGAAGAUCUCGAACCUUAUGUAGACCUCGUAGACGAGGAAGAGGAGUAUUGCGGGAGUCAGAUUCAAGUCAAGAAAAACGAAAAGCGAAAGCCAAAAGUAGUGUCUCAAACUCGAGUUUCAACGAAGCUUGCUGUAAAUGGAAAUGAGCUUGUAGGAAAGAAUACCGAGGAAGAAGAUUCUCCUGCUACUGUUAAAUGUGACUUCUUCUUGAAAGUUUCUGAGAAACGCCGUCAAUUGAGACAGCAAAAGGAGCAGUUGCCUAUCACUUCACCUGAUAAAAAUGAACAAAUGGAAGAUCUUGAACCUGAUGUAGACCAUGAAGAUGAUGACGAGGAGCAUUGUGGGAGUCAGAGUCAAGGCAAGAAAAAUAAAAAGAGAAAGCCAAAAGCAGUGUCCCAAUCGCGAGCUUCAAGAAAGCUUGCUGUAAAUGGAAAUGAGAUUGGAGGAAAGAAUACUGAGGAGGAAGAUUCUCCUGCUACUGUUAAAGGUGAUUUCUUCUUAAAAGUUUCUGAGAGACGCCAUCAACAGAAACAGAAAAAGGAGCAUUGGAGGCAAAAAAUGUCUGCAGAGCCUGCUGUAAAUGGAAAUGAGAUUGGAGGAAAGAAUACUGAGGAAGAAGAUUCCCCUGCUACUGUUAAAUGUGAUUUCUUUUUGAAAGUUUCUGAGAAACGUCAACUGAGACAGCAAAAGGAGCAGUUGCCUAUCAAUUCCUCUGAUAAAAAUGAACAAAAUGAAGAUCUUGAACCUGAUGUAGAUCAUGAAGAUGAUGAUGAUGAUGAUGAUGAUGAGUAUUGUGGGAGUCAGAGUCAAGGCAAGAAAAAUAAAAAGCGAAAGCCAAAAGCAGUGUCCCAAUCGCGAGCUUCAAGAAAGCUUGCUGUAAAUGGAAAUGAGGUUGGAGGAAAGAAUACUGAGGAAGAAAAUUCUCCUGCUACUGUUAAAGGUGAUUUCUUCUUAAAAGUUUCUGAGAGACGCCAUCAACGGAGACAGAAAAAGGAGCAGUUGCCAACCCAUACACCUGAAAAAGUUGAGCUAAAUUGUUCGCCAUCAGAUGUCAUUACAAAUUCAAAGAGCCCUAGGAAGCUCAGAAGGCGAGCUAGCUCUACACCAAAAAAGAAAAUGAAUUCAACACCAUCUAGAAAUGCUAUUAAUGGGGCUUUAGAUGAAGAUUUAUCAGAGAAAGUGCUGACUAGUCCACUUAAGCCACUUCCUGAUCUACGGUUGGAGGCAAAAAUGACUGCUGAGGAAAAUUCACGUAUAUUUGCAGGAAAACAAAUACAUCCUUUCUUUUCAUCUUGGAAAACAGGCAAGAAAAACACUGAGAGUACUGGAUUAGAGAUUAAAUGGUGUCACGUUGAGGGAAAGGAAAGCAGCAAUGAUUUCAGUACUUUUCAUAUAUUUGAGAAAACACAGGGUGAAACCUUUUCUGUUGAUUGGAGAAACUGGACAUUUUCUGAAGGUGUCUCCAUGAGGACUAGUCAAGAUGCAGAAGAUGCUUGCUUGCAUCUGAUCAAUGAAGGAUCAGUCAGUUGCUUGCAGUUUGAUAAUUUCCUUGAUGCCCCUCCACUUGAAGUAUCAUCGUGUCAGAACAAGGGGUAUUCAAGUCAAUUUCCUAUCCAACUUGAAGAGAUCUCUUCCAUACCUCCAAAUUAUCAGCCUGAGAAUAGCUUAUGGACAACCAAGUAUCAACCUGAAAAGGCCAUUGAGAUAUGUGGGAACAAUGAAUCUGUGAAGUUUCUGAGCGAAUGGCUAUGUCUAUGGUAUGAAAAAGGGUCAAGAAACAGUAAAUGUUCAACAGAUAAUGAUAAUUGGAUCAUGCAAGGUUUUGACCUUAACUACUCUCCAACUGACUCUGAUUCAGAGUCAACCGAUGAAGAAACCAGUUUAAAAAAUGUCCUCUUAGUCACAGGCCCAGUUGGGAGUGGGAAAUCUGCAGCUAUUUAUGCAUGUGCCAAAGAGCAAGGUUUUCAAGUCAUUGAGGUGAAUACAUCAGAUUGGAGAAAUGGUGCGCUUGUGAAGCAAAAAUUUGGGGAAGCUGUAGAAUCACACUGGCUUAAAUGUUCUGCCCCCAAUCAUGAAAACCCAGAUAACAAGAAUCAAUUGAAGUCAUCAGAUGAUGUUAUUGAGUUGAUACCAUUAUCAGAUGACGAGGAUUCAAAAGAUUUUAAACCAAUAGACAAGGAGAAUAAAAUUUCAUCUUCUCAAAAUGGAAUCAAAACCCUAAUUCUUUUCGAGGAUAUUGAUGCAACUCUAUAUGAAGAUCGUGGUUUUAUUUCUACUAUACAACAGCUUGCAGAAACUGCAAAGCGACCAAUGAUAUUAACCAGCAACAGUGAUGAUCCUGAUCUACCGAAUAACUUAGAUAGGAUAGAGGUUAGCUUUAGAAUACCAUCAUCAGAUGAUCUUCUCAGCCUUGCAAAAAUGGUUUGCACUGCAGAAAAAGCCGAAAUUAACUCUUCCCUGGUGGAACGAUUUAUCGACUACUGCCAAGGUGAUAUUCGUAAAACCAUUAUGCUUCUCCAGUUUUGGUGCCAGGGGCAAAAUGGGAAAAAAGGUCCAGAUAAUGAAAUGCAUAAUACAUAUGCUCCACUGCUGUUUGAUACUAAUGCGAGCCAUCAUGUUCUACCACAACUGAUCCCAUCUGGUCACACUUCCAAGCUUUCUGAAAUUAUUGAAAAAGAAAUUACAAAAUCAAGUUUGUUAGCAGAAAAAUAUGAUAAUACCAUGAUGGAGAUAAUCGAGGAAGAAGACGAAAACAUCGAGGCCAAAAAAGACGAAAUGCUACGCAGACACUGCUCCGAUCAAGAUGAAAAUAAAUUUUCAGCUCAGUGCUUUCCAAGUUGCUCGAGUUCCCCAGUUGCAUUCACCAAAAGAACCCUUCAGAAAAAACAUGACCCCGGAAUGUCUGAUUCCGGAGAUUGCUUACCGGAUGUACCCGAGGAUGUAAUUGAAGAAGUGGUCGUUGAGAAAAGGAUUAGGAGGAAAUACAAUUCCGUUAUGUCUUCUGAUUCCGAAGAUGAGUGCUUUGAUGUGUCAUGUGUUCCGGAAUCCACUUUUGUUCCCGAGACAGAACUCGGGAAUGGAAUGUGUUCUGAUGGCGGAAUCGAAGAUGGUGCCAUGAGCAUGGAUAUUACAUCAAGAACUGUGGCAAUGGAGUUUCAUAAUUCUUGUGAAGAAGAUAAAGCUCCAUCAAUGGCGGUUGCAACGGAUUCCGGUUUGGAUUCAGCACCAAAUCAUGGGGAAGAAAUCGGUGAUUCCCAUGUUGAACCGACGGCGGGUCUCCCGAGGGAAUAUCAAAUGAUGGAUGAGUGUAGCCGAAUUGAUUUCAGUAAGAAAUUGGAACCGGAAUCGGAAUUGGAAUCAGUAGAUAUUGUACAAGAAACAUGGAGAAAACUACGUAAUUGUGAGCAUGAGUUAAGGCAAUAUGUCUCCAAUGAGGAAAAAGAUAGUUUAGAAGCUUUACAACUUUCUCAUGGAAUAACUAAUUUAAUAUCGGAAGCUGAUUUAUUACUUUCAGACUGCCAGUUAUUGACAUGUGAUUAUUUAAAACCAUCGAUGGUUUCACCCGAGAAAUCACACUCGUCCAGCUGGCAUGAAGACCAACUGCAAAUGGGGUCAACAAUAGGUCAACAUGGAUUCUGUUUAUAUGCAAAAAAAGGGUCAAAUGGUCAACUGGAUUUGAGUCGGGAGAUGCUGGCAGCAUCGAAUAACGCUGUUUCUUUGGGAAAAUUAAUCAACCAAAACAAUUUAAACAAGAAAAUUCAAAAAAGUGGAGUCUCCUUAAAAAGCAUACUAGAAUCGCCAAUUUGCAAUACAGUUCAAUCAAUAGUUCCAUUAAAGUCACAAUUAUCAUUGAAAGGCUAUGUGUUCCAUGAAUACCUCUCCACACUCUCCCAAAUUUCAAGAUCAGAAUCUUUGCGUUUUUCAGAAGCCAUUAACAGUUCAAACCAAAGAAGAAAGAGGGUGGCUCGAAAUUACUUGAGUAAUGGUGGAUUAUCAUUAUCAAGUGAAGAUAUUUUGUUGCUGGACCAGUAUAGUUGCUGCCAGAAACAAUCAAUCUGAAACAAAAUUUUAGUGUAGAAAUAUAAAAUAAUAAAAGAUGGAGAAAAAUUGACGGAUUAUUGAUGAGGAUGAUGAUAGAAGGUAAAGUUUUGUUUUCACCAUUGAUUUACUCUUACAUUUUUUAUUGUAAUUUUGU